Molecule: messenger RNA, 1839 nt
Organism: Drosophila guanche
Lineage: Eukaryota; Metazoa; Arthropoda; Insecta; Diptera; Drosophilidae
Gene: List
Product: sodium-dependent nutrient amino acid transporter 1
Exons: 7
Coding region: 73-1746 (557 amino acids)
Biological process (GO): sodium ion transmembrane transport
Cellular component (GO): membrane
Molecular function (GO): L-amino acid transmembrane transporter activity
Source: RefSeq, a predicted model, not a curated record
UCGAGCAUCUAGACUGCGGUUAGUAUAUCGCACGACCUCAAAGCACACAGUUCAAGUGAAACGCAUCUGGAGAUGGAAUCCGUGGCGAAAUCGACACAACCAAAGGAGCAGUGGGACAAUGGUCUCGAGUUUCUCUUCUCGUGCAUCUCCCUGUCCGUGGGCUUGGGCAACAUCUGGCGGUUCCCGUACAUUGCCUUUCAGAAUGGCGGCGGCACCUUUGUCAUACCGUAUCUGAUUGCCCUGAUGGUGAUUGGCCGUCCCGUUUAUUAUCUGGAGAUAGCCUUGGGCCAGUUCACUGGCCGUGGAGUGGUCAAGGCCUUCGAUAUGGCACCCCUGCUCAAGGGCGUGGCCGUGGGACAGGUGCUGGCCACGGGUGCCUCCAUUACCUACUACUCGAGCAUCAUGGCCCUGACCCUGAGGUUCCUGGUGGCAUCCUUAAGCUCGGAGCUGCCCUGGAGUCAUUGCUGGGUGCAGUGGGGCAGUGAUUGCCACGACGGCAGCAUCGUCAAUGCCACGGGAAAAAUGUCCUCAGCACAGCUGUACUUUGAACGUGAGAUCCUCCACGAGGUGCCCAACAUUGACAAUGGCCUGGGCAUGCCGAACUUGGAUUUGGUCGGUUGUCUGUUCGUAUCCUGGCUGAUCAUUGAAGCCGUGUUGUUACGUGGCAUCAAGAGCAGUGGCAAGGCUGCCUACUUCCUCGGCGUCUUUCCCUAUGUGGUGCUGCUCAUCCUACUGCUAAGGGCUGUCACGCUUCCCGGGGCCAUCGAUGGCAUCAUUUACUUCUUCAAGCCACAGUGGCGGCAGCUGCUCGAUCCGCUGGUGUGGUAUGCGGCCGUCACACAGGUUUUCUUCUCGCUGGCCAUUUGCUUUGGCACCGUCAUCACCUAUGCGAGCUACAACAACUUUCAUCGGAAUGUCUACAAGGACAUUGUUAUCAUCACCACCAUGGACUCCUGCUCCUCGAUCAUCGCUGGCUGCAUUACCUUUGGGAUAUUGGGGAAUCUGGCCAGGGAGACGGGUUUCACGGACAUUGGCAGCGUGGUGAAGGGCGGCGCCGGUCUGGCCUUCAUAUCGUAUCCGGAGGCCAUUGCCCGCUUUGAGUAUGUGCCACAGAUGUUCGCGGUCCUCUUCUUCCUGAUGCUCUUUGUCCUAGGCAUUGGCAGCACCGUCGGCAUGGGCACUUGCAUCCUUCGCGUCGUUCGGGAUCACUUCGGGGCACGUUCAACACCCACAUGGGCCCUGGCCAGCUGUCUGACUAUUGUGGGCUUUGGUGUUAGCAUCGUUUACAUGACGCCGGGCGGCCAAUUCAUUCUCAAUUUGGUGGACUUCUAUGGCGUGUCCUUUACAGCAUUGAUCCUGGCCAUUGGUGAAUUGGUGGCCGUUGCCUGGAUCUAUGGCGUCCAUCGCUUCUGUGCGGACAUCAAGUUCAUGAUGGGCAUCGAGACGGGUUGGUACUGGCGCCUCUGCUGGUCCUACAUCACGCCGGGCCUCAUGGCCGCUGUCCUCUUCUACAUGCUCCUCGAUAUGUCGCCCCUCACAUACAAGGGCGUGUCCUAUCCAGCGUUAACUCACGUUUUUGGCUGCUGCUUGGCCGCAUUGGGACUGCUUCAAUUGCCAGGCUGGGCAUGCUAUGCCUUCUAUAGGCAACGCCACAACCCUGGCAGCUUCUGGCAGAAGCUACGUGCCACCUGCCAGCCAUCGGACACUUGGGGACCGGCCAAUGCACAGAUGGAUGUCAGCAGCUAAAAAAUUAGCUUUCCCCACAGCCUCACGCUGCGUAUACGUAAUGCCGCAGCAUUCCCAUUCCGGGCUUCCUAGAUUAUUUGUUAUGAAAAAUAC